GUCUAUAAAUAGCCCCCGCGCGCUCCCGGCGCCACUCCGGACCUGCUACCGGGACCUUCUGGACUCACCUGACCCGCCUGGAAACGCUCAGUCAGAAUGUCGAUCACAAAGAUUCACGCUCGGGAGAUUCUGGACUCCAGAGGAAACCCCACAGUGGAGGUCGACCUGUGGACCGCUAAAGGUCUGUUCAGAGCGGCUGUUCCCAGCGGAGCGUCCACUGGAGUCCACGAGGCUCUGGAGCUGAGGGACGGAGACAAGAGCCGCUACCUGGGCAAAGGGACGACAAAGGCUGUGGAUCAUGUGAACAAAGACAUCGCUCCCAAACUCAUCGAGAAGAACUUUAACGUCGUGGACCAAGAGAAGAUCGACAGCUUCAUGUUGGAGCUCGAUGGAACUGAGAACAAGUCUCAGUUUGGUGCUAACGCGGUCCUGGGCGUGUCGUUGGCGGUGUGUAAGGCGGGCGCGGCGGAGAAGGGCGUCCCUCUGUACAGACACAUCGCCGACCUCGCCGGCAACAAGGACGUGAUCCUCCCCGUGCCCGCCUUUAAUGUGAUAAACGGCGGGAGUCACGCUGGAAACAAACUGGCGAUGCAGGAGUUCAUGAUUCUUCCUGUGGGGGCAGCAAACUUCCACGAGGCCAUGAGGAUCGGAGCAGAGGUUUACCAUAACCUGAAGAACGUGAUCAAGUCCAAAUACGGAAAAGAUGCCACCAACGUCGGAGAUGAAGGCGGCUUCGCCCCAAACAUCCUGGAGAACAACGAGGCCCUGGAGCUGCUGAAGAGUGCCAUCGAUAAGGCCGGAUACCCCGAUAAGAUCAUCAUCGGGAUGGACGUGGCGGCGUCCGAGUUUUACCGCAGCGGAAAAUACGACCUGGACUUUAAGUCCCCUGACGACCCGGCGCGCCACAUCAGCGGAGAGGCGCUCGGAGACCUGUACAGGAGCUUCAUCAAAGGAUACCCAGUGCUGUCCAUCGAAGACCCGUUUGACCAGGACGACUGGGAGAACUGGACCAAGUUCACCGCCUCCACAGACAUACAGAUUGUGGGGGACGACCUGACGGUGACCAAUCCCAAGAGGAUCCAGACGGCGGUGGAGAAGAAGGCGUGUAACUGUCUCCUGCUCAAGGUCAACCAGAUCGGAUCUGUGACGGAGUCCAUCAAGGCGUGUAAGCUGGCUCAGAGCAGUGGGUGGGGCGUGAUGGUGAGUCAUCGCUCUGGAGAGACUGAGGACACCUUUAUCGCCGACCUGGUGGUGGGACUGUGCACCGGACAGAUCAAGACCGGCGCCCCCUGUAGGUCAGAGAGACUGGCCAAGUACAACCAGCUGAUGAGGAUCGAGGAGGAGCUCGGGGACAAAGCCAAAUUCGCCGGGAGAGAUUUCCGUCAUCCCAAAGUGAACUGAGCCCCAGACCUGGGUCCGGUUCUGGUCCUGAUGCUGCUGUCUCCAUCUGUCGCCACGGCAACGGCCCGACCAUUGACCCCUGACCCCCGCACCUGAGGGUCAGAGGUCACAGCAGUGAUUCCAUUCAAGUUUUCUAUGAAACAAGAAGUUUAUCAAUAAAUGAUGAUUAAAUAAAA
Messenger RNA from Periophthalmus magnuspinnatus, 1577 nucleotides. It is a transcript of the gene eno3, whose product is annotated as enolase 3, (beta, muscle). Gene Ontology annotation, cellular component: phosphopyruvate hydratase complex. Gene Ontology annotation, molecular function: phosphopyruvate hydratase activity; magnesium ion binding. The transcript is spliced from 14 exons. Gene Ontology annotation, biological process: glycolytic process. Lineage: Eukaryota; Metazoa; Chordata; Actinopteri; Gobiiformes; Gobiidae. The record is from RefSeq and is a predicted model, not a curated record. The coding region runs from base 97 to 1401 and encodes 434 amino acids.